Molecule: messenger RNA, 2660 nt
Organism: Astyanax mexicanus (Mexican tetra)
Lineage: Eukaryota; Metazoa; Chordata; Actinopteri; Characiformes; Acestrorhamphidae
Gene: mgat3b
Product: beta-1,4-mannosyl-glycoprotein 4-beta-N-acetylglucosaminyltransferase b
Exons: 3
Coding region: 533-2347 (604 amino acids)
Biological process (GO): protein N-linked glycosylation; N-acetylglucosamine metabolic process
Cellular component (GO): membrane
Molecular function (GO): beta-1,4-mannosylglycoprotein 4-beta-N-acetylglucosaminyltransferase activity
Source: RefSeq, a predicted model, not a curated record
UACCCCCUCCUCCUCCUGCCCCCUCUUCGCGUGAUCUUUGAAGGGAGAAACGCAAAAAUAACGGAAAGUGAGUGAGAGCCGCACGCGCAGAUUAGGGCGUCGUGUGUUUAGUAGCCGCACGGACACACGGAGCUCGUGAGCGAGAGAGGGGUAAAGGAGAGCGGGAGAACGUGAGGAGGCGAGGAGGAGAAGAGGAGGAGAUCGAGCCGUGAAAGCGUCAGGAAUCGCUGCAGCGGGAAGGAGAGAGAGAGGGAUAGAUAGAGAGAGAGAGACCCAGGGGGGUGCCCCUUUUCCUCUCCGCAUCGGCAACGCGGCUCCGGGAUGGGCCGCGGCCGGGCUUGGGGACAGCGGGACCGGCUGUGUCGAGGCGGGGCUCCGCCGUGAAGACUCUGCGGUGCUUUUUAAAACCGCACACCGAACAAAGGCUCCGCGCUGCGGGAGAAAAUCAGACCUGGGAUGCUGUUUGACCGCCGGAUCACCGCCUCAUCCGCAACGCCGAGCAUCUAGAGCCCCGCUGCAGGCAGGCGAUGGGAUGAAAAUGCGACGUCACAGAGUAUUCUUGCUUUGCACUGUGGGGCUAUGUGUCAUCUCCUUCCUCCAUUACUACAAGGCCCUGCACUACGUCUCUCUGCUACGAGAGCUCUCAGCUCCAUACCCCAACAUCAAGUCCUUCAUCAUGGUGACUGGAUUCUUCUGGAGGGAGCGGGCCACCCCUCUGACCAGUGCCUCCCCAGAGGAAGGGCCCCCACCGGCCCUGAGACCGUCUGACACAAGACCCCGUGCUGAGGAGGGCAUUGGAGGAAUAGACAGAGGCCUGGAACUGGAACGGGCAGGGGAACCUAAAGCACCACAUCCGUGGGCAAAACCUGAAGAACGACAACACCAAGAGGUGGAUCUCACUGAGCAGCAGAAUGAAAAUGCUAAGCUGGUGGUGUGGCACCCCAGUAGCCCAGCUCAUCAGAGACCAGACUUCCAGCGACAGAGCGUUCCCAGCUCGACAGUGAAGCUUCAACCCAAGCAAGCUUCCACUCCAGACCCCUCCAGGUUUAUAGGUGACUUACACAAGCGCACCUUUACCCUCCAGGAGGAUCACACACCCUACUUUGUCCGCACCAAAGCUGGAGCCUGGUGCUUUCGGCAAGGAACGGAGGUAGCACCUCCUCGGGAUGAUGCUGGGACGGGGAAAGGCAGACCAACGAUGGCAGGUGCACUCCAGAGAAAGAUCUUGCAAGAUCCCGAGGAGUUAAACGCUGGAGGAAAAGCAGCCGAGGAGUCGAGUGCCCCAAAAUUAAAGCCCAAACGGGGCAAGAGGUUAGUGAAGUGUGUGUGCCGGCCUGGAUGGCACGGUCCAUAUUGUGGCGUGCCUACCAUGGUGUACCACUCCAACCUGCCUACUAAGGAAAGGCUGAUCCCUCGUGAGAAACCGCGUAGAGUCAUCAAUGCGAUCAACGUCAAUCACGAGUUUGACCUGCUGCACGUUCGCUUCCACGAGCUGGCCAAUGCCGUGGACCUGUUCUUGGUGUGCGAGUCUAACUUCACGGCGUACGGCGAGCGGCGGCCGCUGAGCUUUCUGCGCCGCCUGCUCAACGGCACCUACGACUACGUGCGACACAAGAUCCUGUACGUAUUUCUGAACCACUUCCCAGACGGUGGACGCCAGGACGGCUGGAUUGCUGAUGACUACUUGCGUACGUUCCUCACACGAGAUGGGAUGUCCCGUGUGCGAGGACUGCGGCCGGACGACGUCUUCCUCAUCAACGAUGCUGAUGAGAUCCCGGCCCAAGAGGGCAUCCUUUUCCUCAAGCUGUUUGACGGCUGGACGGAACCUUUCGCCAUCCACAUGCGGAAGUCUCUUUAUGGGUUCUUCUGGAAGCAGCUGGGUUCGCUCGAGGUGGUGUCUGGAUGCACGACGGGGAUGCUAAGCGAGGUAUACGACAACGACGGGAUCCGUUUGCGUCGGCGCGAUUAUUACACCAUGCCUAGGUUCCGCAAGUAUGAGAAUGACACGGGACACAUCCUGGUGCAGUGGUCACUUGGAAGCCCCUUCCACUUUGCUGGCUGGCAUUGCUCCUGGUGCUUCACGCCUGAGGGCAUCCAUCUCAAACUCGUAUCCGCCCAGAACGGGGACUUCCCACGCUGGGGGGACUACGAGGACAAGCGGGACCUAAACUACAUCCGCGAGCUGAUCCGAACUGGGGGCUGGUUCGAUGGCUCGGUGCAGGAGUACCCGCCUUCAGACCCUAAAGAACACAUGUAUGCACCCAAAUACAUGUUGGACAAUUUCAAACAUUACCAGUACCUGCUGGAGAACCCUUAUGCAAAGCAACCCGUGCUGAGUGGGGGGUAGCUGUACUGAUCCUUAGCCGUUGUUGAUUCGGUUAAAAAGGGGUCAAAAUGGGUCCCAAUAUCGGGGGAGGGAGGGAAUAGAUCUCUGCCUACAUUGUUUUUUCCCUGUUCUCUCUCAUUGGACCAGACCCUAAAGGUCACACACCACCAUCCAAUCAUUGGCAGAGGUGGGUGGGGCCAGCCAAGGCUUAAAUUAUGGACAAAUUAAGCCUUGUGGAGUAUCCUGUGGAGAAAAAAAGAUUUCUUUGGUUGUUUGUUUCUUUGGUUUGGUUUCUGUUGCUGUUACUCAGCGAAUAUACAGAAUCCUACAGGGA